AUGUCUUCAUCAUGUGGACUAGAAAAUGAGUGUUCUGGAUCCAAGUUACAUGCUUCUGCAAAGGUUUUUCAGAGUUCUGUGCCACCAAAGAAAUGUGGUAAGUUUCUUGGUGGCCAUUCUAGUAAAUGGGAAAAAAAAAUUAUUUACUUACUGUACUUCAAUCCAAUUGAUGUACCCUUCUUUUUAGGUCAUGGUGAUUCUAGCAUUCUGGAGCGUAGGAGUCCCAAUGCUGUGAAUGAGAUUCGAAUGAUACCUUGUGAUCCUGCUCUAGAUCCUUCCUGGAAAUAUCGCAUACAGGGUUAUUGCGAAGAUGCUCAAGAGGAUUGUUGCCGUGAAGAAUGUGAUAAGGGCAAGAAAGUAAUGUCUUCAUCAUGUGGACUUGAAAAUGUGUGUUCUGGAUCCAAGUUACAUGCUCUUGCAAAGGUUUUUCAGAGUUUUGUGCCACCAAAGUGCUGUGGCACCAAGUGGAUGAAAACUACUAGCUCCUCAAGAGUUGUGUCCACCAAUCAUCUAAAUGUCCUGAGGGUUCUAUCAUUCUGGAGCGUAGGAGUCCCAAUGCUUUGAAUGAGAGUCGAAUGAUACCCAUGACGCACCCUUAUGAUCCUGCUCACGAUCCUUCCAGGAAGAAAGUAGCCUUCAUCAUGCACCUUAAUUACUAUCAUAAGUUAACACGAGGGAAAAGGAGGUUCAGACUAGGAAAACAAGAUACCGACCUAUUGAAGAAGCUCUUGGUCUAUCAUCAGGCACCAAGUGGAUGAAAACUACUAGCUCCUCAAGAGUUGUGUCCUUCAAUUAUCUAAAUGUAAGUGUUCGCCAACAUCUCCUAAGAUUCAUUACUUGUUUUGAUCUGUCCUCUUCUUAUAUCUUUGUUCAUCUGAAAUUUC
This is a messenger RNA of Capsicum annuum, 884 nucleotides long. RefSeq lists its product as uncharacterized. The transcript has 6 exons. Bases 1 to 564 code for a protein of 187 amino acids. The record is from RefSeq and is a predicted model, not a curated record. NCBI's taxonomy places the organism in Eukaryota, Viridiplantae, Streptophyta, Magnoliopsida, Solanales, Solanaceae.